CAGGAGCUGUCCGCGUCUGUAGUGCUGCUCUGAUUUCGUUGAACGUGUGUGAGUGGGUUUAUGGACGCGAUGGAAGAAGAACUGAAAUGCCCGGUUUGCGGUUCUCUCUUUAAGGAGCCGAUUAUUUUACCGUGCUCUCAUAAUGUCUGCCUGGCGUGUGCCCGGAAUAUCAUCGUGCAGACCCCGGAGGGAGAGACCCCACCGCAGAACCGAUGCUCCUCGGACUAUGACUAUCUGGAUAUGGACAAGAUGAGCAUGUACAGCGAGACGGACAGCGGCUACGGCUCAUACACGCCGUGCCUGAAGUCUCCCAACGGAGUGCGCGUGUUCCCGCCGGUGCACCGCCACUGCUCCAUCACCUGCCCGCUGUGCCACCGCAGCGUGUCCCUGGAGGAGCGCGGGCUCCGCGGUUUCCAGCGCAACCGGCUGCUGGAGGCGAUCGUGUCCCGCUACCAGCAGAGCCGCGCCGCCUCCGUCAAAUGCCAGCUGUGCGACCGCAACCCGGUGGACGCCACGGUGAUGUGCGAGCAGUGCGAUGUGUUUUACUGCGCUCCGUGCCAGCAGCGCUGCCACCCCUCCCGCGGACCGCUGGCCAAACACCGGCUGCUGCCGCCGACUCCAGCGCAGGCGGGGACCGCGUCCGCGCGCAGACAGGUGACCUGCGUGGACCACGAGGCGGAGAACUACAGCAUGUACUGCGUCAGCUGCCAGACCCCCGUGUGCUACCAGUGUCUGGAGGAGGGCAAACACGGCAAGCACGACGUGAAGCCCCUGGCCGCCAUGUGGAAACAGCACAAGUGUCAGCUGUCCCAGGCAUUGAAUGGAGUGUCUGACAAAGCCAAGGAGGCCAAGGAGUUCCUGGUGCAGCUGAAGAACCUGCUUCAGCAGAUACAGGAGAACGGCGUUGAGUUUGAGGCAUGUCUGGUUGCUCAGUGUGACGCUCUGAUUGAAGCGCUCACUCGGCAGAGGGCCAAACUGCUCACCAAGGUCACAAAGGAGAAAGAGAGUAAGCUGAAGACUGUGAAGGAUCAGAUAACUCACUGCACCAUGAAGCUCCGACAGACCACAGGAAUGAUGGAAUUCUGUCUGGAGGUUAUUAAAGAGAACGAUCCCAGUGGAUUCCUACAGAUCUCAGAUGCGUUGAUAAAGCGUGUCCUGGCGUCUCAGGAACAGUGGGUAAGAAGUGCAUUGGAGCCAAAGGUCUGCCCAGAAUUUGCUUUGACCGUCAACACAGAUCCUCUGAUGCAGUCGAUUCUCCAGCUGGACUUCUCCCAGAAUAAAGAUGGUCAGGAGGCUGCUUUAUUGAAACAAAUGCAUGCAGGUGACCAGAAAGAGGAGGAGAGCACAGGAGCGGAGACCUCCACAGUGCCUCCUGCACCGCUGUUGCAGUUGGAAAAAUGCUGCAUGAGGAACAACAGUGCCACUCUGGCCUGGAGGAUAACUACUGUCCAAGCCCUGCCUGUAGAGGGUUACGUGCUGGAGCUGGAUGACGGGAAUAGCGGGCCUUACCGGGAAGUCUAUGUUGGGAAAGAGACCAUCUGUACAGUGGACGGCCUUCAUUUCAAUAGUUCAUACAACGCUCGAGUCAAAGCGUACAACUCUGCUGGCGUGGGAGCGUACAGCAAAGUUGUUGUUUUGAAAACGUCUGAUGUGGCAUGGUUCACCUUUGACCCUACGUCAGCACACAGAGACAUUGUCCUAUCUAAUGAAAACCAGACUGUGACUUGUAACAGUUACGAUGAUCGUGUGGUGCUCGGGACCGCUGCCUUCUCCAAGGGCGUGCAUUACUGGGAACUUAGUGUGGAUCGCUAUGACAACCACCCCGACCCCGCAUUCGGUGUGGCCCGGAUUAAUACGAUGAAGGACAUGAUGCUAGGGAAGGACGACAAGGCCUGGGCCAUGUAUGUGGACAACAAUCGCUCCUGGUUCAUGCACAACAACUCCCACACCAACAGGGCUGAGGGUGGCAUCACAAAGGGUUCGAGUGUGGGGAUACUGUUAGACCUGACAAAACACACCCUGACCUUCUUCAUCAACAAACAGCAGCAUGGACCCGUGGCUUUCGAGAACCUAGAGGGUGUGUUCAUGCCUGCAGUUAGCCUCAACCGUAACGUCCAGGUGACUUUAAUCACAGGUCUGGAAGUCCCUAAGAGCAACAAGUGAACAUCGUGGACCAAUAAGAACGAGCCAGACCUUUCUUGAUAAAGAAAUCAGUGCUCUACUCUGCUCUUAUACUGCACUGACAUAUAAUGCUAAUGUUAAUAAUACCCCCUCUGCCCCCCAUGGUCAUAUGGGUGAUUUGCAUUGCAGUGUUUACAAAUCAUUCCCGCUUUGAAGUAGAGUAAUGCCUCUUUUUCAUCCCUCCAACGAAAGAUAGCACAGUUUCAAAAACAUAUUUGGAUUAAAACCAAUUUAUCAGCCAUUUGAUAUGUUAGCAAUGGAACGGAGAGAUCAAACGCAACUGAUAGUGAUCAAACAACUGUGAGACACAAAUCUCAGGUUUACUCACCUUUAAUGUGCUUCAGAAGCCCUCAGAAAUAUCAUCACUCAGACCAUGAAUCUGGGGUGCUGGGACUGAAAGAGUCCCGGUCAAGCCAAAAGCCCUGCGUCACAUAUUGGUGAAGUUUACAGUCUCUUCAGUUCGUAGUUCCACAAGUAAAAUUGUAAACCUUAUGGCUCAUAUCACACUUCUGCUGAAUAAGCUGUAAAAUUUGAGGAAAAAACAACAACGAUUGUAGCACAAACAUUGCCGGAUGAGUUACAUGCUGAAGUGUAAUACUUAAUGUAUGCACAAUUCUCUUAGCAAACAGCACAAAAACACACAGGAAAAAGCUCCAGGUUUACAGAAAUGAUAUAAUACCUGCCACUGGACACAGACUGUGCCCUCACCGCCAAGUAGACUCAGCCUUGGUGCUUUAUAUGAGCCACAGUUGUGAAUAUUCAGCCAGAAUCUCAACUCUGAGGUCUCUUUACACUGUGACCGACACAUUCCGUACGAGUCUUGAAGCUGACGUGUGUAAUUUUCUCUUGACUCAGCUUAAUAUGCAGAGAUAAUUGUAAGCCAUUUUAGGCUGAUUUCACAGAAAAGUGUAAACAAUGAUUCAAAACAUUGCAUUUUUUUUUGUUUGAACUCCUAGCAACGACUCAACCAGUAGAGAGAGUUUAGGGCAGGGCUGUCUGUAUUGCUGACCAAUGACAAAUGAGUGGUCGGGAAACCUAUUUGAAAACAGUCACUAUUUUUUUGUAAAUUUAUUUAAUGAGGUGAAAAUUACACACUUCGACAGACUCGAGCUUCAUACGCUUCAUUAUAAUAAAUGAUCACUUCAUGGUCCAAAUCAGUAUUAUUUCAAUGCCGCACCCUUUAACGAUUUUUUUAGAUUCCGAUGUCGAAAAACAAAGUCAUAACUUAUAGUCGGGAGGAACGAUUGUGUUUGCAUGUUGUACAGCUGUAAAUAUGGUCAAAGCAGUGAAGCACGCAUGAGUUACACAUUCAGUAUGUUGAAUUUGUGUUUCGUAGUGUGAAUACGUGAAUGAAACAGGAAUACAGCAUAGACGCAGAGUUGCAAUCUGCCCAAGUGUUUAUUGUGUGGAAUUAUUUUUCUGAUAACGUAGCUUUGAGUUAAAAGUAAAACCACCAAAAGCUACAUACCUACAUAACUCCUACAUUAAAUGCUACGAGGAGUCGCAUAUGGACCUUGCAACAGGAGAUACAAGCCUAUGUUUCAGUUUAUACCUCGGUUCAAAAUACAGUGGUUUCAGGGAGAAAUGAGAGAUAAAUGAAAGAUGUUAUAUUUGUUUAUUUUCCUGCCCAGACAUUAACUCAUGGGAUUAUGGGAACAGAUAAUAACUCAUUGGUGAUGUAAAGCAUGGGAUGUUGAUGAUAUUUAUAAUGUGUUUCUAUGAAGAGUGUAAUUAUUGUAAAUAGCUUGAGCAGAUACAUUUAUCUCGCAGUGAGUGUUCUGCUGUCAGGAGUACCAAACUAAAACUGAACAGGUACUGGCACUAAAUAAGAGUGUUUAAAUGUGAAAAGCUGUGCUUAAAGGAAUGUUCUGGGUUCAGUCAGGACUAUUGUUUCUUCAGGAAAACUGAGAGUGUUGUUCUAGGUCACUCAUUGACAUCUUUACACUACUAUGAUGGCAUUUCAAGUAUAAUUUAAAGAAAAAAGGGGACUUUUACCAGUAAAACACCAACACAAGUACCGAUGGCUUUUUCUAACUAUUUAACAUUUUGACAUAUUGGUGACUAAUCCAUAUAAGUUUCUACAAUCUCAUUUGUACAUGUCCAUAGGAUCUAUUUAUGCCCCAGUGAUGGUUAUGUUUAGGGGUAGGAUUAAAAGUGAAUGUUCAUGCUUACUUUUUUGCUAAAAAUUAGAAAUAUUUAUCUGAUAAAGUUUUAGUAGGGAAGAAUUUGGACUAGUGCUUUAGCUGCAUUUCCACUUCUUGACACUUCAGAGACUUUUGACUUCCACUUUUUGACCCUUCAGAACAUUUUGCCCUAUAGACCUUCAUUGUACUGUAAAAGUGCCAGGUUUAUUUAUUGUCUGUGGUAACUGCCAUUAUGCCACAUAUGCUGUCUAUAUGUACCUUUUUUUGCCUCAUACACCAUAUUUAUGACCAUCAGCUGCCAAAGUAAUGGUGAUAAAUACAGACAUACAGCCAUCAAUGGCUUCAAUCCAUACAAAUUAACCAGAAAACAUUUGUACAGAUCUCAGGUUAGCCCUUAAUAAAUGUAACUUUGAUAGACAUUGAUAUAUUUAAUCUCUGUAUGUAAUGCCAGUAAAUGGAGAGCACUGAUAUACAAAUAGCCAAUGUGGGUUAAAUAUAUUUUAUCUCAGUUUAUGUGUUUUCAUUUCACAGUCAAUAGUGGGCUGCCAAUGGUCAUAAUUAUGGACGAUGAGACGGAAAAAUCAUGUGACUGAAACGUAUGAAUAGCUAAAGUUGAACUUUGAGCAUUCCUUUAAAUCCAGUUAAUUCUGUCGGUGACGCCUCCCAAAAUUGCCAUCUAUUUCACAGUGUCAUCUUAAAUCUCACAGUGGACUUUUUUGUUUGUAUUAAAGUAUAUUUAAAAGUUUAUGUCAAUGUAGAUAGUAGAAACACUGGUCAUAUACUGAAUAUGAAGCAAAAAGAAAAACAGUGCAUUGCAUAUGUAUUAUAAUAAACCAACUGUACAGUAAUAGAGAAUUCAUGAGCUAAAUAUGGAUACGACCCAGAUUAAUGGGAGGAAGGAUGUGUAAUAUGAAGAUAUUUUACCUCCUCAGUGGCUGAGCAAGUCAACUUGCAAUUCCUGCCUAAGUGAAUUUAUUUAAGCUAUUACACCAACUGCCAUAGCCUAAAAUAUCCAGAUCUCGGACAUUAAUCAUUUUCCUUACUUUUCCCGUUUCUCACAGUCUUAAAUAUUCAUUAGGCUGAGAAAAUGAACGUCUCGUCCUGUGCCUCAUUCACACAAAUCCGCCGACAUUAGAGACGUUGCUUUGGAAGGUGGUGUGUUUUCACUCAGACUGGAUGUCAAGAAACUUCAUCAAAAGAAAGCACAGAUUCAUUACACUGGGUUUUGUCCAGAAUCAAGGAGAUACUAAACAAGUGAUUUUCUUGAAAGCACACAAAAUGAAAUGGUCUUGAGGUGUUUGCUGUAUAGCUGUAUGCUUAACAUGACUGCCUGCAAGUGAGACCAUCACAAAAAGUUCAACGGUCCCAAUAACAGCAUUUAAGGAUUUAUUUUUCUAUAUACAGCAUAUUACUCAUGUGGAUGUACGUUAGUCAGGUGUUUGGCCCUCAGAUGAUCUCUUUGUGAAGAGUUCGGAAAGGAAAGACGAGCUGUUUCUCUGAAGAGUCUUUCCAUUGAUCUGCUGACACACAUAUAUGUCAUUAUCAUCAUCAUCAUCAUCAUCAUCAUCCUCGAAGCAAACUCUAAUGUGUGGGAACGCGUGUUUUAGUGCUUUUCUUCUGUAUGUGAUCUUGAGCUUUCAUUUCCUCUAACUAACGUGAUAUUUUGUAUGUCUUUGUGGUUUGUAUAUCAAAUACAUUAUACAUGACAUUCUUUUCUUACUGCUUAGUGUAGCAGAAAACCAGUGUCUUUCCCUUUUAAUAAACAAUACAACCGU
This is a messenger RNA of Carassius auratus (goldfish), 6100 nucleotides long. RefSeq names its product E3 ubiquitin-protein ligase TRIM9-like. The record is from RefSeq and is a predicted model, not a curated record. The transcript has 11 exons. Bases 61 to 2163 code for a protein of 700 amino acids. NCBI's taxonomy places the organism in Eukaryota, Metazoa, Chordata, Actinopteri, Cypriniformes, Cyprinidae. Gene Ontology annotation, molecular function: zinc ion binding; protein binding. Gene Ontology annotation, cellular component: cytoplasm.